AUGGGCUUCAACGUUUUGGCCGCGCUGGCCCUCGCCCCUUAUAUCAUCUCUGUCCAAGCCCAGUCGUUCUGGGAGGAGGGUCAAGUCAACACCACACUAUGCUACUGGCAACAACCAAGAGCUGCUAUCAUCCGGGACACCAUCUACAUGGAUGGCGGGAGGACGUGGUGGAUUCCAGGCAUGGCUGAUGGGUCUCUCAAGACUUUGAUUCCUGAUGACAAUCAGUAUGGUCGUAUCUUCACCCUCAAUCUCAGCACUCCCUUCGACAUCAAAGACAACGUUACCGCAAAAUUCAAGAUCAUGAAUAAAGCCCCGCCCGGAAGUGUAGUCAACAAUAACGACCCAAACUACGUUGACGGGGCUCUGUUGGCAAAUGAUGCCGAAUGGUUUGCCUAUGGUGGCCUCCUCCGAAAAACCGCCGCCUUCAACACUGAGCCCGCAAAAGAUCUGGUUUCUGGCUACAGGCAGUAUCAGUACGGCCCAGAAAAGGCAGGUUUUAGCCCAGGCCUGUUCAAAAGCAGCCUGGAUACCGAUAACACGGGGGUCACUCGCUACAUUGCGUUUGGAGGUGCGGCAAGCGCGCCUUCUGAAAAUUUGGCUUGGUACUUUUCGGGCGUUCAAGCACCAUCGAAAGGGCCCGUUUACACUGCAUCAUCCAAUCUCACGACAUCCCCUAUUCGCAUAGUCGACUCCUUCAUUACAUUGGACAUGAAGAAUCAACAGAAAGAAACUUGGAAGAACAGCACGCUUCCCUCCGAAAUAUCUGGCCGAGCAAAUCCUGAGUUGGUCUGGGUUCCCGUCGGCGCCAAGGGUAUCCUACUCGUUCUCGGAGGUGUCAUAUUCCCGGAUUUUACCAGCACUGUGAAAACUGGGGUUUCGGACAACGAGACAGAAAGUAAGGCAACAAGUCCCAAAUUUAUGACGACAAUCGAUGUAUACGAUGUCGCGAACGACCAGUGGUACAGCCAGCCAACGACAGGCGACAACCCUGGACAACUUACUCGCGGAUGUGCCGUAGUGGCACCUGCGGAAGACCAAUCAAGCUUCAACAUCUAUUAUUAUGGCGGCUACGAGGGGCUCAAGGUCACCGACGACUUCAACGACGAUGUUUGGGUGCUCUCCGUACCUUCUUUUACCUGGACGAAGAUCACAUCAAGCACAUCCAGCGGCCGGGCCGGACACAAGUGCUUUAUGCCCUAUCCCGAUCAGAUGUUGGUUCUUGGAGGCUACACAAACACGCCAAGCAGCGGACCCCCAACGUGUCUCCCUGAAUUAGUUCGGGUUUUCAACAUGACGACCGGAACUUGGCUAUCGGGUUAUGACCCUACAAAGCACUCGUCCUAUGGUGUUCCCGAGGCCGUUCAAAAAAGGAUCGGUGGCUCUGCUACGGGCGGUGCCACGGCACGCGCACCGAGCGACGGCUGGGCUUCAGCAGACCUUGGAAAAGUCUUUGACACCAAAUAUACGACCAAGAUCGCUACAUAUUAUCCAUAUGCCUCUGAAGCGCCAUCAAACAACACUAAUCCGACGUCACCUGGGAGUGGUGCUACGGAUGACGAUGACAAAAGGUCAGGGGGUGUACCAUCUUGGCUCCCUCCCGUGCUUGGCGUCGUGCUUGGGCUAAUGCUCCUGACUAUAAUCGCUGUCUUGGUACUCCUCUGGAGACGCCGCAGGUUAUUGAGGGCUGGCACUAGUGUAGCCGAAACUGAAGAUACCAAUGGCUACCGAAUUAUGUCAUGGAUGCGCGGCCAGCAGCACGCCACUGAAAAGGCUCCUACCGUCACGACCUCGGAUGAAAUCAGCACUAUCCCUAACAGCCCCAGUCCUAUGCAAGACACGGCAAGCACAGGGUCGCCCAUGCCGCCGCCUUCAAUCGCCGAAGCGAUGGACACUCAGAUCACGCCGCCGCCGGCUCCAGUCGAAUUGAUGGAUACCUCGCCUCGCGCUGAACUCCACGACACUGGUUUGAGCCACGUUGAUAUUUUGAACCGUCACUCGAGUGUGGGUCGAGUUAACACCGCUGGAAAUGGCUCCCUCAACAACCCAUCGUAUUACACGGGAGCAACACAACAGAUGGACCAUGCGAGCAACUUCACCCGCUCAUCCAGAGGCGUUGCAUCCUCUCUGCCACCGUAUAUGCAGGGUGUCGAUGGUGCUCCAACCAACUUUCGUCCCGACUCGGAAUUGAUGGGCAGCGUUCCAUCCGGGGCUGCGUCGGCCAAUAGAGAGAUUCCCUCGCCCAUGGUCUCGCCAACCACCACCACAGCCACCCGCGGUUUUGCCCUCUCGGACGUCUCUAAUGUCAGCGAGCGUGAUAAGGCACACCUCCGACAGAUCAGCGACGCAACCGUGAGUUCCAUGACCUCGGGACAGACGCAUAACAACAACGGACAGUACACGCCCAACAUUAACAGCAACCACCGCUUCAGCAACAGUCCUGCCCCCACCUCCGUCCCGGAGGAACACAAUAUCAAUCAGCAGGGUGGACAGCAAGCGCCCGACCACAUCCCUAUCCCUUUGUCAGCAACGUCCGCUAUGGGCGGUACGCUGCCGCUGGGAUCGCCGCAGCCGGUUUCACCGCCUACGGCAGGGAUAGCGGAGGGGAGCGACGAUUACAUGAGCGUUCGGCCACAGCCACCGCCGACGGCGGGUCUCGGCCCGGGAGCCGCUGGAGGUGCUGGGGCCACGAGUAGUCCGAGACGGAGCAUGUUUACGGAGAGCCGAGAGGAUAUGAACGGGACUGGUCCGGGAGGGAGGUAA
Sordaria macrospora k-hell is the source of this 2760-nucleotide messenger RNA. RefSeq lists its product as uncharacterized. Lineage: Eukaryota; Fungi; Ascomycota; Sordariomycetes; Sordariales; Sordariaceae. Gene Ontology annotation, molecular function: protein binding. The record is from RefSeq and is a predicted model, not a curated record.